Messenger RNA from Chlamydomonas reinhardtii, 2609 nucleotides. RefSeq lists its product as uncharacterized. The record is from RefSeq and is a predicted model, not a curated record. Lineage: Eukaryota; Viridiplantae; Chlorophyta; Chlorophyceae; Chlamydomonadales; Chlamydomonadaceae. The transcript has 4 exons. The coding region runs from base 468 to 2321 and encodes 617 amino acids.
GUUCACGAAAACCAUCGGCACUCCUGCUGGACCCUGCGAGCAAAACACAAUGCAGAGAGUCCCGUCCAGAACUUUGUCGCCAAGUGGCGUUUGCGCCCUGCUGCUAUUUAUAUUUUGUGUAUUGCAACAUGGACGUAGACCCGGCGCUUCCAGCCGAAAACCCAGAGCUUGCAAACAUCGUGACACAUAAACAUUCUGGGAAGAAAUCCAUCAAGCGCGACAAGCCCGUUAGUGCCGUUAGCAGCAAGAAAACAGACAAAGCACGGUUGCAGGACCUUGAGGACUACGUGGAGCGGCUGAAAGCCCUUCCAAAAUCGUCGGCUUGGGCGAAGCAUAGGCUGGCAGUGGCUCAUAAGGCCAUUUCAAUUCUGCAGGAAACUUCGCGGGCAAACCGCACGUCCGAGCAAGCGUCGCAGCUGGAGCAGCUCCUAAAGCAGCUGCAGCUUUAAGCUCUGCAACGCAGUCGGAUGAGCAGGAAGCAGGUUGCGGAGUUCCGCCACGGCCUGGAGUGGCGACCAUGUCCGACCCCUGCCAGCUCCGCCCCCGGCACUAGCGACCCCGCCCCAGCCUCUUGCCGAACUCUCGUGGUGCUGCUGCCAUGGAUGUGGGCCGCCGGCACCUCAGUCGACAAGCACGUGGCCCUCUAUCACGGCCUGGGCUGUGACGUGGCGCUGUUCCAUUGGCCGCCGCUGGCCGUGUGGCUGCCGCUGCUGGCGACCCGCAACGCGAUGGCGCUGCUGCAGGGCCUGGCCGCACACCUGGCGGAGCAAGAGCAGCAGCAGCUCGAGGGGAACAGCCCGAUGAAGCAGCACCAGCGGCGGCAGCAUCAGCAGGAGCAGGAGCGGCCGCCGUCCGGCGCAUGGCACGAGGCGGCAGGGCAACACGGGGCCGGACAACAGCCGGCACGCGUGGUGGCAGGGGCAGGGGCAGGGGAAGCAGCCGCUAGCACUGGCGCAGGCGCGUCUAGCUCCGGCGGCGGCGGUGGCUGUCCUGGGACGGAGUCUGGGUUGUUAGAUCUGAAGCGCGGCGCCGCGGGGGGAGCUGGAUCCACCGCAGGCGGCAGCGCAGCACAUGGUGGCUGCAGUCCCGGGGCUAUGCCCCCACACCCAUGCCCGACCCAGAUCCGGAUCCGGAGGCCGCACGUGGUUCUGGUGUCGUACAGCGGCGCCGCCAAGGGCUUGCUGGCGCCGGCUCUGGAACGGCUGGUGGCGGCGGCCGCUGUAGCAGAUGGCACUCGCGGUGGUGGCGCUGUAAGUGUAGGAAUGGAGUGGCCCGGGGCGGGCGUCAUCGGCAGCAGCGGCGACACAGGUUGCAUUGGCGGAAGCAGCACUGGCGGUAGCGGGUCUGGCUCGGCGGAAUCAGCCAAGCGGCGGCGGCAGCUGCCGCCGCCGCCCGGCGGGCCGGUGGGCGAUGCAGAGCGGGUCGUGUUGCGGCACCUGGCGGGCGUUGUGUUUGACUCGGGGCCUGUUGACUUUGACUCGAGUGUGGGUGUCACGCUGUUUGCCAACAGCAAGGUGCCGGCGGUGCGGCAAUUGCAGCGGGCGGCGGGCGGCGCGGCGGCGGGUGCCAUGGACUUCUUCAUGUACGAGGUGUUUGAGGGCCAGCGGCGGCACAUGUGGCGCUCCCUUCGCAGCGGCCUGGCGCUAUUGGGCCGCCCCACAGCCUUCCUGUUCAGCUGGGCCGGAGACGGCCUCGCCAACCCCCAGCCCAUACACGCGCUGGCCACCGCGCUGCGAUCGCCGGCUGUAGCACCGCCGCCGCCGUCACAGCAGCAGCAGGCGGUGGAUGGGGAGGGAGGAGGCGGAGCAGAAGGAGGAGCAGGGGGCGUGGGGCCGCAGAAGAGGUCGUGGGGGAGGUGGGCGUGGGACAUGGCGUGGGCGGCGAUGCUGCCUGUGUCGCCCUUCGCGCACGCGCCGUCCGCGGGGCCAGGGAUGAUGGCGGCGGGAGGCGGGGCGGCGGGCGGCGGCGGCAGUGAUGGUGCCACAGCGGAUGCAGGCUGGGGCUCGGGAGCACUGCCCACGCCGUCGCCCUUGGCGGGGCUCGACUUCAGCGGCGGAGCCGGAGUGGCAGGGCAAGCAUGGGAAGGGCAGCCGCAGCCGCAGCCGGCUGCAGCAGAAGCAGCUGCAGCAGCUGCAGGAGCAGCGCCGGCGGUGUCGGCGGUGGCGCAAGCGGGGCGGGGGGGAGCGCUGCUGCUGCCGGCCCUGGAGUGGGUGCAGGAGCAGGCGUGGGGCGCCUCAGAGCAUGUGGCGCACCUGCGGCGGCACCCGGAGGAGUACAGGGCUGCUGUAGCAGCCUUCCUGCAGCGCUGCGAGCGGCAGUAGCAGCGCUGGCGGCGGCAGCGACGGCAGCGUCAGUAGCAGUAGCAAGGGCCCCGGGGGCAGUAGCAGGCAGGGCGGGGGGCUUGGGCGCUAGCUGUUACAGGCGUGGAGGGUACGAGGUCUGCAGCCGGGCCGGGCCUGGCGGUAGGACCCGUGGGACACAGCGGUACCGGACAUACGGCUCCGUUGGUCCGACUGGCGCCGUUGACCUCGGUAAAGUUCAGACGGUGCUGGUGCCCAUCGCACAAGCAACCUUAAGGCACUUUAAUUUGCAUGUAAGUGUUUUUGAGU